Molecule: messenger RNA, 723 nt
Organism: Saccharomyces paradoxus
Lineage: Eukaryota; Fungi; Ascomycota; Saccharomycetes; Saccharomycetales; Saccharomycetaceae
Gene: NRK1
Product: ribosylnicotinamide kinase
Exons: 1
Coding region: 1-723 (240 amino acids)
Cellular component (GO): cytoplasm
Molecular function (GO): kinase activity; ATP binding
Source: RefSeq, a predicted model, not a curated record
AUGACUUCGAAAAAAGUGAUAUUAGUUGCAUUGAGUGGAUGCUCCUCCAGUGGUAAGACGACUAUAGCAAAACUUACAGCGAGCUUAUUCAGAAAGGCUACAUUAAUUCAUGAAGAUGACUUUUACAAACAUGACAACGAUGUCCCAGUAGAUGCUAAAUAUAACAUUCAAAAUUGGGAUUCACCGGAAGCUCUUGAUUUUAAACUUUUUGGUAAAGAAUUAGAUGUAAUCAAACAAACUGGUAAAAUAGCCACCAAACUUAUACACAAUAACAACGUAGAUGAUCCCUUUACAAAGUUUCACAUCGAUAAACAAGUUUGGGACGAGUUAAAGGCCAAGUAUGACUCUAUUGAUGACGGCAAAUAUGAGGUUGUUAUUGUAGAUGGCUUUAUGAUUUUCAAUAAUACUGAAAUAUCAAAAAAAUUUGAUUUGAAAAUAUUAGUGCGUGCCCCUUAUGAAGUAUUAAAAAAGAGGAGGGCUUCCAGAAAAGGAUAUCAAACCUUGGAUUCCUUUUGGGUGGAUCCGCCCUAUUAUUUCGACGAAUUUGUGUAUAAAUCUUAUCGUGAAAAUCAUGCGCAGUUAUUUGUUAAUGGAGAUGUGGAAGGCGUACUGGAUCCAAGGAAGUCAAAGAACAUAAAAGAGUUCAUAAAUGAUGAUGACACUCCAAUUGCAAAACCUUUAAAAUGGGUGUGUCAAGAAAUUUCAAAGCUGUGUAAGGACUAG